AUGAGCUUCAAUUAUCCUUAUGUUUCUAUAAGCUAUUGCAGAUCACAAGCCUCUGGUAAAGUAAUAAGCGGAGAGGAACAUUUUUCAAGCAAAAAGUGCCUGGCUUGGUUUUAUGAAUAUGCAGGUCCUGAUGAAGUUGUGGGGCCAGAAGGGAUGGAAAAGUUCUGUGAAGACAUUGGUGUUGAGCCUGAAAAUAUUAUUAUGUUAGUUUUAGCCUGGAAACUAGAGGCUGAAAGCAUGGGAUUUUUUACCAAGGAAGAAUGGUUAAAGGGGAUGACCUCAUUACAGUGUGACUGUACAGAAAAAUUACAGAGUAAAUUUGAUUUCUUGCGGUCACAAUUGAAUGACAUUUCAUCCUUUAAGAAUAUCUACAGAUAUGCCUUUGAUUUUGCAAGGGAUAAAGACCAACGAAGUCUUGAUAUUGAUACUGCAAAAUCCAUGUUAGCUCUUCUGCUUGGAAGAACUUGGCCACUGUUUUCAGUAUUUUACCAAUACCUGGAGCAAUCGAAGUAUAGAGUUAUGAACAAGGAUCAGUGGUACAAUGUGUUAGAAUUCAGCAGAACUGUCCAUGCAGAUCUUAGCAACUAUGAUGAAGAUGGUGCAUGGCCUGUACUUCUGGAUGAAUUUGUUGAAUGGCAAAAGGUUCGUCAAGCGUCAUAGCAAGAACAAUUCAGAAGAAAAUGCAAAAGUUUUUUUUGAUGCCCACCUCUACACAAACUAAUGAGAAAAACAAAGGAUUGCAUUUUCAUUCUUAUGAAAGACUUUACAGUAAUUUUUUUUCCUUUUCUAAGGAAGUUUUCUUGUUACAUGUGAUAUGGGCAUUGAACCACACCUCUUCUGAGACUGAAAGUUGGAGUUUUUGUUUUGAGUCUUAUGUUUAUAGCAUUUAUUUCAGAACAAUAAAGAUUCAGAUUUGUGACAAAGGCCUAAAAGUGAAGAAUGUCCCUUGAAUGCGAGUGUGGUGUCUGUUUUUAAAACCAAAUCUUGAAGAUAUCUUUCUCAGAAGUGUCCUUUGCUAGGAAUUUUUGAGACCUUAAAAAUGCUUAACUGGCACUGUUGCUUGCUGAUAGUAUGACUGUCUUGUGUGACAAACGUUAGAAAGAAUGACUGGUUUUUUGUUUGUUUUUUGAGCCCUGGGUGGGGGCAUGCUAAUUUGCAUAUUAAGUAUUGAUCAUGGGUUAUGCCACAGUUCUCGGCUCCUUGUGGAGAUAAAGGCCUUAAAUUCAUUUUUUGUUCGGUACCCACGCAGUGGUAUGGCAUUUGAUGGUAGACCCUCUUAAAGCAGAAAGGUAUAGAGCAUAUGGCUGCAUAUGCAGUAUGGCUGAAAACUAAUUACCUGUACUUCAGAUGGUUAACAUAAAUACUCUUUAGUACAGUAAGGCAGCUUCAAAUUUUUAUUACAACUUAGACUUUGAAUUGCUUUGUAUAAGAAGUGCAAUUUAUAUUUUAAAAGGGAAAGCUGGAAAGACUUAGUUUCAAGACUACCUUUGCUUCUUAUGUGUUUUAGACUGGAAGCAUUCACAGCAUGAUUUUUUUUUUUUUUGUAAAUCACCUUGGAAGUAUUUCAUAAUGUAAGGCCAAAAGAGAAAAUUAAAUGAUAGGUGUUUGACCUGUAUGUAACACCUAUAAAUUUUAACCUAGUUACUCAUGUAUUGAGUCCAGUAACUGCUGUGGCUGCCCUUUUAGGCAUGCAGUAUUAGUGGCAACCUUUAAAUGCAGUAAAAGUUUGUUACUCUACCCUCUUGCCCAAGAGGUUGAAUACCGCUCUUGAGGAGGAAGGAGAUUUCAAUGAGUAAGUAGAAAAUCUGAAAUAAAAUAAGAAAAACAAGCAUUUCUAACUUCUACUUUAUUAUAUAAUUAUGUUAAUUAGACUGUGAUAAUGCCACAAGACUCCAGUCACUUAUCAAGGCUUUGAUGUGCCAAAUGUUUCAAGAGCUUGAAAAAAACUAGAUAGUAUAAGCUAGGCAUGACUUGAAGAUCUUUGCCUCAGGGAAAUGACUUCUAUUUUGCACAUCCCUUAUUCAGACUGACAAGUGUGAGGUUUUCCUGUUCUUAAGGAAAAUUUAUUCCCAAGAUCAAUAAUUACUUCACAGUGAGGGGGGGAAGGGGAAGAGUUGAGGAGAAAGAGGAGGGGAGAAAUAAUGGAGGAAGUGGGACAAAGUAGUGGUGUGUGUCCAUGCUCUUGUUGUACUAGAGAGAACUGUUCUUGCUACUCUCCAGAGUAGGUUGCUGUUCAGGGUGCAGGAGGUAAUGCCAGUCAGUGGUAAAACUAUCCAUGGAUAGUUUUACAAGUCACUGAAUAUAGUGCAGUUGAACAUGGGAAGUUUGAUUCUGUCCAAGUGGGGAAAAAAAACCACUGAAACAGAAAUCAGCUCAGAUACUUUUAGAUCGCUGUGCUUGUACAGUGGCUAGUGUCUAUGCACAUGUAAACACAUGCGCUAAAUAUUUUUGCAGUCUUUCUCGAGAAAGUACUUAAUUUUAGACCUCAUGUCAACUACAACAGUUCUCUUAAGUGUUACAAGUUAUCGAUUUGCAUUGCUGAUAAUUCUGAUUUCACCCUUAGCAAGCGUGCCUUUCAUUUGGAAAUUGCCCUAUAAAACUACAGGAAAAUCAGUGCCAGAAUGAGAGUAACUUCAAGAGUCCCAAGAUCCACUGGUAGAAUAGGCCCCUAAAAUGCACAGGAUAAAGAUGCACCAAAUAACUUGCUCCAAGGAAAGUAUUCCUGUAUACUAAAUCACUGCAAGGGCACUGAUUCUGAAAUGAAUGCCUAAAAUUCACUGCAAUGGCUAUCCUUGCUUAGUAUAGUUAGCCCCUGUUAUACUGGGAAAUUCUCUUUCCGGAAGUCUUGAACUACAGGUUAGAAGUUAAAUGUUUUAUAGUGUGAUUUAAAAAAAAAAUCAUUUUUUAGGUAAUUGCGAACUGUUGUGAAUUCAAUUUAAACCGGUUGGUCCUAGAGGAUGGUAUUGGUGUCUGACAGUAGGAGUAAUGCAUCCACCAAUCCAGGUGGUCAAGAACUUACCGUUAAGGUAUAGGACACUGUGUGAUGUAUCAUUUGUAUCUCUGUUAAGGUUUUACCAGUAUUCCUAUAAUAAAUCCAUGUUUCAGGGAUUUAUGACUUGGUUGUGUGUGUGAUUGAAAAUCAUCAGUUACUGUAAAGCUUUGACUGGGAGUGAAUGUAUUUAAACUACUUAAAAUCAAUAUAGUUUUUCAAAUUUGAAUGAAAUAGGAUUUUAAGUUAUGUUUAUGUGCUCAAAACUGCAAUCAGAUUUAUUGUUUAAAUGUGAACUAAUGGCUUGUACAGUUUCAUUGUGAGCUGAUCACUUUUAUUAGCUGUCUUUUAUUAAACCACCUUACAGCUUACUGUGGAUAAGUGCCAAAAGCUAUUUAUUUUUUUAAAUUUUUGCAUGUCCACAAGCCAAAAUCAAGUUCAGCUAAAAGCUUUCUUUAGCCUUUGAAUUUUAAUUGCGCUUUGCUCAGGUGCGUUUCAGUUUAUUGAGUUAAAGACACCUUAUUUUCAAUAUUUUAAAAAGUUCACUGGUGAAAUAUGCUGCCACAGUUAUGACAAUAAUAAAAGUGAAGGUGAACUGUCUUCCAAAACAAAAUGAUAGUGGUGUCUAUCUUGAUGUUAUAAAUUUCACUUAAAUCUCAUCCUCAUUUCUUGAUAUCAAUUCUCCUUAACAUAGCUAAUUUUUUAAGACAACUAAGUUUGAGGUUUUUCUUGUUUUCUCUCUCUCUCUCUCUCUUGCUCCCUGAAAACACCCAUUUGUUCAUGGAAAAAGCCAUACUGGUAGGUUGGAAUGUAAUAUUUCUUCUAUGUAAAAAUGUGAUUUUUUUUUUUUUGAAUUAAACAGUCAUGUAUGUUUAUUUGUUUGUCUUUAACUAUAUAUAUAUAUAUAUAUAUAUAUAUACACACACACAUAUAUGGUUCCAAUCUAAUUUAUCUUUAUCAUUUAAAGAUCUAAUUCUUUACUAACGGCUGUAAUUUCACAUUUCUAUAUAGUUGAGUUUAUUUUUUGCAUUUGAGAUUCGUAUAGACACAAACUUGGUACCAAUCACAGAUGGUCCAAAAGGGGGCACUGUGGUCUAUAUUUGAAUUGUUAAGAUUUUUCACCUCUGUCAAAAGCUUUGAGCUGAUAUAUUGAUACUGACUACACAAAAAUUACAAAAGGGACCAUAAGUUUAAUGUUUCUAAUGUUUUGUUCAUUUCUUUUUAAGCUAAUGAACAGUUCUUUCAAUGUGAAGUGUACAACCUUGUACAAGUUUAGCUUUAAGUAUCGCAAAUAAAAAUGUUAUGUAAUAGGGCAGAAAACUUA
This is a messenger RNA of Struthio camelus australis, 4313 nucleotides long. NCBI's taxonomy places the organism in Eukaryota, Metazoa, Chordata, Aves, Struthioniformes, Struthionidae. The record is from RefSeq and is a predicted model, not a curated record.